Molecule: messenger RNA, 1753 nt
Organism: Astrephomene gubernaculifera
Lineage: Eukaryota; Viridiplantae; Chlorophyta; Chlorophyceae; Chlamydomonadales; Astrephomenaceae
Source: the annotation of a GenBank genome assembly
GGCUGGGGGGUGGUGAUGCUCGUGGCAGUGGGGGCGGCAGCAGCAACACCGGCGGCAGUGCUGCUGCUGCGGCAGCCCCGCUGGCUGCAGCCGGAGACUCACUGACACCGCAGUUGCUGGAGGGUCUUCUGACGAGGGUGCUGUACGGCAUGCGCUCCGGAACCGUGGACGGGUCGGAUCUCAGUAUGGCGCUCUGGUCGCUUGCAGUGCUGCUGCUGCUGCGCCCCGCCUUGCGCCAACAACUACAACUGCACCCGCAUACAACUCACACGCGACUACCUUCUUUACAUUCUCUUCAGCCCCCUCUGUCUUCUCCUCCCUCUUCCUCGACUGCUAGCUCUCCUGCCACAUCUGCUGGAAGUAGAGAAACAGCAGCAGCGACAGCAGCCGCGGCGGUGCAGCCAAGGGUGGUAGCCGUGUCGGUGUCAGAGUGGUUAGAAGCCUGGUGGCAGGCUGCGAGUGACCCACGGGUCAUCGGGACCUUUUCCGCCACCUGCAUUUCCCAGUCACUCUGGGCCGCUUCGCAACUGAAGCUCCUUCUGCAGCUAGAUGAAUCCAUGACUUCAUCUUCCAAGAGCAACCAAGAUCUCCCCAUGUACGGAAACAGCAACAGUAACGACUCUAACGACGACAACGCUGGCAGCUGCAGCAGUAGCGGUGCGAGCGGAGUGGGUGGCGGUGGUGCUGGGGAUGCCAACGGCAGUUCUUCAGGUCAUGCGGUCCAUGCUGUCCAUUUGGGUCAUGCCGGAGUGCCGCCUGCUCCGCUGCUAGCGGCGCUUCUGUCACGGAUGACCGAGGUGAAGCGCUCCGCAAGUGCGGCGGAGCUGUCGACACUCAUCGCAGCACUUGCGGAUCUGCAGUACAGGCCUUCCGACGCCUGGAUGACCUUGUUCGCCGCGGAGGCCAGGCGGCGGUUGGGAUCUCCAACCGCCGCUAACGAAGAUCACGGCCUCAUCGCCUACGGACUUGCCGUACUGGGCUGGCCGCUUGAGGAGGACUGGAUCAAGGACCUGGCUGCCUGCGGCUAUCUGCGCAUGCCGGCUACCAGCGGCGAGGGGCUGGCACUGCUGCUGUGGGGGCUCAGCCAGUACGGCUGGAGUACGGACAGCCGCCGCUUCUGGAACACGGUGCUCAGGGAGACGGGUUCCAAGUGGGACAGCUGUAGCGCCCGGGGUGCCGUACUGUUGUACUGCGCCGUGGCUGACAUGCUACCCCCGGACAUGGAACCCCCCCUGCAGUGGCAGCGGCAGCUAGCCAAGGCCCUGCGGCUGCGGCUACCUCGCCCGCCCCACGCCGCACUCAUACCCGCCGCCCUCAGAGCCGCGGCAGGCGGCUGCCUGGGGCCCUCACCGCUGAGGCUCCGAAGCGCCGCAGCAGUGGCGGCAACGACCGCCGCAACCCCCGCGGCAGGCGACGGCGGCGGCGGCGGCGGCGGCGGCAGCGGUGAGCUGUACGGCAGCAGUGGCGGCGGCGGUGGUGGGUCUGGCGCCGUCAGCAGUGGCGGGGCGCAGCGGCAGAGGAGCAAAGGCAGCGCGUUGGAGGCAUCGCUUCGGGCAUCCGCAGCGGCGGCGAGGGAGGAGGGACGAGGAGGAGUAGGAGGGCUGUACGGCAAUGAGACGGAUGAGGAGGAGGACGAGAUGUACGGCAGAAGGACGGAUGGCUACGAGGGUGAUUACUAUGACGGCGAGGAGGAGGCGGAAGAGGAGGAGGAGGACGCUGGUCCUGAACAGCCUGAGGAGUGGGACGAGGAGGA